Suillus paluster is the source of this 1143-nucleotide messenger RNA. RefSeq lists its product as uncharacterized. Bases 1 to 1143 code for a protein of 380 amino acids. The transcript is spliced from 2 exons. NCBI's taxonomy places the organism in Eukaryota, Fungi, Basidiomycota, Agaricomycetes, Boletales, Suillaceae. The record is from RefSeq and is a predicted model, not a curated record.
AUGGACCUCAAUCCUAACUUUCACUAUAAUUCAAGACGCAAAGUCGCCAUCCAAAUUUUUAGCGGGACCGGUACCAACCACACAACCACCAUCAUCAUCGUGGUUCUAUGUGCUGUUGUAGGCAUGUUGAUCUUGUACGGUCUUUUUCGGUUCCUACGCCACCGAUUCGCUCGACGUUCCACCCCCCUACCUCCCGUGCAGCCUAUAGCUCACUACCGUAAGCAGCGGCUGACAGAAUUUACCGAACGACCCGAUAUGUCGACAACAUACUCCCAAUCUUCACGCCUUUCCCCGUCAUUUGAAUUAUCGCCCGCCGCAAGUGAUUCUUCCCUUCUUCCUGCAAAGUACGACAAUACUUUUCCUUCGCGACAGUCAAGUCUGUAUCUGGCUGAGAAAGGUGAUGGCCAAGGUGUGCCGCCGCCCCCAGGCAAAGACGAAGAAGUUCUACAAACGCCAAACCCUGCAUUUAAUUAUGCCAGGCGUCUUAGUAGCAGCUCUCUGGGCUCUACUCCAUCUACUCCUCCUUCAGCUUCUGUUGCCCACCGUUCGCCAUCCCAGGCUACACUUCCCCGUUCAUAUUCUCGCCGUACUGGUCCUCCAUCUGCAGUUUCCAGCGCCUCGAUCCGAAGCACGAAGAGUUCUGGCAGAAGCACUAUCAUAGGUGUUCCACAUGGACCACAUAGUCAGGUCAAAGUCGUACUACCGGCUCCUCUCGCUCCUUCUCUGCAUCCAUAUUUGUCUGGACCAGAAGCAGGUCGAUUGGGCGUGGAUACCCAGACGUCAUCGCGCACGACCAUGGUCGAUAUGUGGGCUUCCCCGCUGCACAGGUCGGUGAGCUCUGAUUAUAUCCGACCAAAUCCGCCCGCACUUUCUGCUGUGCACCAGCGCGGAGCUUCACCGUCCAAUGCUCGACAGAGGACUUCCUCCUACACACCGUCAUCGUCGUAUCAUUCCUCUGCGAUUGGUUCCCCUGCUAUUCCUCCAAUGCCUACCCAGAACAGUACGGAAGAGCAACUUAAUGGCGCGCCUUAUGCUGUGCAACAUCAGCAAGACGAUUCCACGAGAGACCGACGUCGCAGUCUCUCACGAUCCUCACCACCACUUUCCGAAGGGUCCACCCAGUCUCUAGCACAUGCCAUUUAG